Molecule: messenger RNA, 2500 nt
Organism: Cadophora gregata
Lineage: Eukaryota; Fungi; Ascomycota; Leotiomycetes; Helotiales; Ploettnerulaceae
Exons: 2
Coding region: 1-2430 (809 amino acids)
Source: RefSeq, a predicted model, not a curated record
AUGGCAGACUCUCACCAAGCAAUUCGAAAUUCUUCCCUCAACCUCCCAACACCUCCUUGCGUACAAAAGGCUUUCAAUGCGCACUACUCUGGCAGCGCGCCACAUCAGCAAAACAACAGUAACAACGCCCAAACGGCCGGGCAAGACACUCCCUCCAUCAGUAAAGACAAUGAUAUUUCUGUCGCACCAAACAAUCUCCGACCUCCUGUGAGCACACCUGCCACACCAACCUCAUCGCGCCCUGCAACUCCUACAUUAUUGCCAGGCUUCGCCUCCACCGAUCUCCAUCCCACCGCACCAAAUCAACCACCACCACCUUCCCCUCCUCCUUACAAGACACCGUACGCCCAAAGCGAGCCAUUUCCAGCAGCUGGUACGCAGAUCCAGGCUCCAAGCCCAGUACACCCUCCAAGUACUUCUCACACUUACGCUCAACCUCGAUCUGCGGCCUCGACACCAGCUCCCAUGUAUUCUGACCCAGCUCUCCAGAGAGGUAUUUCUAGUACCCCAGGCUAUCUUGCCUACGCUCAACAGCUCCGACAGACAAACCCCGCCACUCAAUAUAAAGUCCGCAGCGGUCGUCUCUCACCAGUCUCACACGUCCGAAAUGCACUUAGCAUUGUCUCAGACACAGGUUACGUGCCACCAGAGCUACGACGCCUCUCAGGUGUCAUGGCCGGUAAUCCCAUGAUAAAUAGCGUCAAAGUGAUUCAGUACAUCGCAGAAGGUUAUGAAGAUGUCUGUGACAAGCUCGACGACCGCGAUGCCACGAUCCGGCAGCUUCGUGCUGAAAAGGCUCAGAUGCAGGCCGAGCACGCUCGCAAGACUCAACAUGCUGUCGACGAUGCUUUGAGAUUUUCUGUCAGACCUCAACCCCAGUCUACCGCACAACAUGUGGCGGAUCUAAAGAAUAGGGAUGACAAGAUCAAGGCAUUGGAGGCGUUUGUAAGUGACCAGGCUCAGAGAAUUACCAAUUGUGAGGCUGCGAGAGAUCAUGCACAGAACAUGCAACUGGACUUGAAGAACAAACAAGAACAGGAGAUGGCUGCUGAGAAGAAGCGAUCGGAGAAUUAUAGACAAGACUUAGCUACUGAGAAGGAUCGGUGUAAGAAACUUGCGGAAGAGUUGAGUGCUGCUCAAAACCACGCUCAACAAUGCCAAGACUUCAUUCAGACUCAAGCCAGCAAUCAGGACAACGGUAUUGGCCAAGAUCACGGACAUCCUCAGAUUCAAGGUGAGGGUCAGAUUUUCGGACAGGAUCAAGCGUUGCUUCAACCGCAGGGUUUUGGCCAAGGCUCGGAAGUUGAUUUUGAUAAAUUCUUUGCCUCGCUGCAUCCAGAGCAAGAACAACAUACUGGGUUCCACCACAAUGCCGAUUUCACACAACAAAGCCAGCAGAGCUUCGAUGACCAGCUCGGUUUUCUUCAGCAGCCAAGUAUGCCAGGUUUCCCAAGAGACCCGUUCUUUCCACAGACCAUGAGUUUCGGACAGGUUGGAGGAAACCAAGCUAAUGAAGAUCCGUUCACUAUGGGAGAUCAUUGCGGCAACCUGUUCCAGCAUGAGGAAUCUGCUCGCCGAGCCAGAACCGUUGAGCAGAGCUUUGGCUUGCAGAACAUGCCGUUUCAACAAGGUCUUCAAAGCUAUCAGACUAUGCGAGGUCAAGGUCAAGCACAGAAUCAACGCAACUCCUUGACUCCAGGUAGACACCAGAGAAUACAGAGCCAAGUUCAGCAGAGUCCAGCUAGUUUCCACUCAAUACCAGGUCAGAAUCAACACAGCCCACCACGACGCCAACAGACUCCCGGUCAGGCUCAGCGCAAUGCUAAGACUCCAGAUAGGGGACAAGCAAUGGAAGAUCAGCAGAGUCCACCAAGAAGCCAGGGUAGUCAAAAGCAAGGUCAACGCGCUGCCUCCAUGCCAAUUAGACAGCCAACUCCACAGCCAGCUAGAGGAAAGAGAGGCCAUCCAACGAAAAAUAGUGACCAGGUCUCUGCACAGCAGAACGCGAAUGUUCCGACAGCCCAGCAACUGGCAUCAGCAUACCAGAACAAUCACUACAGCACUCCUCAAGCAAACCAGGCUCUCGGUCCAGCUCGUCGCACAACGCAAACACGAGGUCCCCGCAAACCCUCGGCUGAGACCGAACAAAAUAUCUCCAAUCAUCAACUCUUCCCUCGGGGCAACCAAAGCGUCAAUCAGCAUGACGGACUCGGCUUGGACCUGGGCCACGAUGGAAGUCAUGAUAAUAUGCCGCUACAGCAAGGCAUCAAGCGUGGUGCUUCGAGUCUGGAUGAGCAACAGGAGGGAGAGGAGGGACAACCUGCAGCUGAGGUUAGAAAGGUCACUCUUGAUACUUUUCGGAGAACCUUGCGCCAGAGAAUUGAAAAUGGCGAGAUUAAGAUUAUGAAGAAUUAUCAGAGAAGUUUUUAGAGAGCGAGAGUUUUGAAGGGAGUGUGAUAAUGAAGAGCUGUGGGAGAAUUAUGAGGGAAGCGGGCGGGAC